AUGGCGAAAGGGCCUUUCCUAACGGGUGAAGACUUGAAGUCGUGUUUCAACCUCUUCUGCUGUAUCUACGGCAUUGGAACGCUUGGUAUGCCGGGUAACUUUGCCCGCUCCGGACCCGUGAUCGCCGUUAUCGCCAUGACUUUCAUGGCGUUCGCCAACAUCUACUCGUCUCUCUCCAUGUCCAAGGUUAUGCUGCUGGCCCCGCGGUCGGUCAAGACGUUCGGUGACCUCGGCGAAUGGGCCAUGGGCACGACCGGCCGCUGGUUGUGCAUUGUCUCUCAGAUGGGCUCUUGCCUCUUGAUCCCGUGCGUUUUCCUCGUUCUUGGGGGUCAGUUGCUGGACGGCCUCUUCACGGAUGCUUUCAGCCAGACCACUUGGAUCAUCCUCAUGGCUCUGACAGUGCUGCCGGUCUGUCUCGUGCCAACCCUCAAGGAAGGUUCGGGCUCUGCUUUCGCUGGCUGCAUGGGAACUAUUAUUGCCGACGUUAUUGCAGUUGCACUCGUCAUGUACGGCAUGCGUGGUCACCCCAGCGUUCCGUUCCCGGAGUUGAAGCUCUCCCAGGUAGUUGGCGUGUUCGGUAACCUCACGCUCGCGUACGGCGCCGGUAUCGUCAUCCCCGACAUCCAGCGUCAGCACAGCGACCCCACCCGCAUGCCUCGCGUCGUGCUUGUCACUGUCGGCUUCGUCUCGGUUCUCUUCCUCGUGCUCGCUAGUACAUCGUACUCAGCUGUCGGUUGCCAGAUCUCGGGUAACCUGCUUUUCACGAUCUACCCGGACAGUGAGACGGGCAUGACGUCGUUGGGCUUCAAGCCGGACUGGGGCAUGGUGGUGCUCGCCUACCUGUUCAUGCAGCUUCAUCUUACAAUUGCUUUUGCCGUUAUCCUGAACCCGGCCUUCUACAUCUCUGAGCGCGUGUUCCUGGGCAUGCACAAGAAGAAGACCGAGGACAUUGAGAAUGGCUUCGCUUUCGAAGAGGUCACUACCCCCGCUGAACUCGUUACGAAGACCUCGGAGGCCGGCAACUCGGGACGCCAGCUGGGCAACCGCCGCUCCAGGAUGUCGUACGUGUCGGUCGCUGACUCGGAGCGUGUGCACAAGGACAACGAGGAGGAGGAGGCAGCGGAAUACACCGGCGCGAACGUCAUCAAGUACGUCAUUCUGCGUAUCAUCAUUGUCGUCAUUCUGGUGGCAAUGGCCAUUGCCUUUAAGGACCACUUCACCGAGUUCGCCGACUUCGUGGGCGCUUCAUGCAUCACCACGAACUGCAUCCUGCUGCCGGUCCUUUUCUACCUUAUCAAGUCGUGGGAGCGCGUUGCUAUUUACGAGAAGGUGGCGGCUAUUAUUGUUUUCGUGGUGUGUUUUGUCCUCGGUUGCUACGUCACGUACAUGACCGGCAAAGAGCUGUUCGACCCCUCGGACAGCGAAAAGGCCUUCCCGUUCUGUCACGCGGAUUUCGAGAAUACCGUCUUCUAUAACUACACGGCCGAACACCUUUAG
Molecule: messenger RNA, 1497 nt
Organism: Phytophthora infestans T30-4
Lineage: Eukaryota; Oomycota; Peronosporomycetes; Peronosporales; Peronosporaceae
Product: Amino Acid/Auxin Permease (AAAP) Family
Exons: 1
Coding region: 1-1497 (498 amino acids)
Biological process (GO): amino acid transmembrane transport
Cellular component (GO): vacuolar membrane
Molecular function (GO): amino acid transmembrane transporter activity
Source: RefSeq, a predicted model, not a curated record